Molecule: messenger RNA, 4562 nt
Organism: Melopsittacus undulatus (budgerigar)
Lineage: Eukaryota; Metazoa; Chordata; Aves; Psittaciformes; Psittaculidae
Gene: PUS10
Product: pseudouridine synthase 10
Exons: 18
Coding region: 66-1667 (533 amino acids)
Biological process (GO): tRNA pseudouridine synthesis
Molecular function (GO): RNA binding; pseudouridine synthase activity
Source: RefSeq, a predicted model, not a curated record
GCGACGGGGUAGGGGGGAGGCCCCGCACGGAGCGAGGGGAGCCGUGAGUUUUAGAAUUCUCCAGCAUGUCUUCCCUAACAGAAAAGGACAGACCAAUUGUUCAUCUGUUACUGAAUGCUGGCACUUGCCCACGGUGUAUUUUAAGGUUCUGCAGUGUGGGAUCACAGAUGCUUUAUAGACGUCCAUACAAGGAUUUGAUGAAGGUUUUAAAAGAAUUUCUGAGAAAUGAUCCCGAAAAAGAAGAUACAGUUUGUUUUGAUGUAGUUGAUCCCCCAUGUAAGAGAAUCAGACUUGAACACCCUGAAGAAGGGCCUGAGGAUCUGAACCACAAUGGAGCGCUCCAGCAGAUUCCUCAGGUUAAUGAUGAAAAUACUGCAGUGGAGAACUCGGCUGUGAAGGUUUGCAAUGUGUGUUUGGGAAUUCUUCAAGAGUUCUGUGAGGCUGACUUUGUUAAAAAGGUGUGCCAAAAGGUUAAUUCUGCUGAUUACCAAUUCACUAGUUUUGUAUUUUCUGUGUCACUACCCCCACAGCUGUCUGUUAGGGAGCGUGCUGCUUGGCUGGUGUUAAAACAGGAAAUGAGAACUCUGGGCCUUUCCUUGGCAAAGGAUGACAUUGUUCAGCUGAAAGAAGCUUAUAAGUGGAUUAUUCAUCCCCAGUUGUCUGAAGAGUUGGGUGUUCCUGCUGAUGGAAAGAGUUUGUUUGAAGUUAGUGUGGUCUUCGCUCACCCAGAAACAGAUGAGGAGUGCCAUUUCCUAGCCACAGCCUGUCCAGACUGUUUCAAACCAGCAAAGAACAAACAGUCUGUUUUCACUAGAAUGGCAGUUAUAAAAGCCCUAGAGAAGAUAAAAGAAGAGGAUUUUCUCAAGCAAUUUCCAUGUCCCCCAAGUUCACCAAAGAACCUCUGUGUUGCUCUGGAAAUUCAGUGCAAUAACGGUGCAGUUUUUGUGGCUGGAAGGUACAACAAAUACUCAAGGAAUUUACCUCAGACUCCCUGGAUUAUUGAUGGGGAGCGGAAGCUGGAAUCCUCAGUGGAAGAGCUGAUUUCAGAGCAUCUAAUGGCAGAAUUCAAAGCAGAUAGCUUUAAUUUUUCUUCCUCUGGAAGAGAAGAUGUGGAUGUAAGAACACUAGGCAAUGGAAGGCCCUUUGCAAUUGAGCUUGUGAAUCCUCAUAGAAUACAUUUUACUGCUGAGGAAAUGAAGAGGCUUCAGCAGACAAUUAAUACCUCUUCAGACAAAAUACAGGUUCGAGAUUUACAGCUUGUCACCAGAGAGGCAAUUGGUCGUAUGAAAGAAGGUGAAGAGGAGAAGACAAAGACCUACAGUGCCUUAAUAUGGACAGACAAAGCAAUACAGAAAGAAGAUAUUGCAUUUCUAGAUGAUAUCAAGGAGUUGAAACUCGACCAGAAGACACCUCUGCGGGUGCUUCACAGGAGGCCUCUUGCUGUAAGAUGUAGGAUCAUUCACACCAUGAGGUCUGAGUACAUAGACGAGCAUCAUUUUCGCCUGCACCUGAAGACUCAAGCAGGAACCUACAUUAAAGAAUUUGUGCAUGGAGACUUUGGAAGAACAAAGCCCAAUAUUGGCUCCCUACUGAACAGAACUGCUGAUAUCCUGGAGCUGGAUGUAGAAUCUGUUGACAUUGACUGGCCUCCAGCCUUGGAUAAUUAACUUUUCAAGCUGGGACGAGGAAGAAGCAGCUCCGCUGUCAGCAGCUGGAUACUGAGGACUGUACAGUAUUAAAGCUUGGUUGCAAACUGAUUUCUGUUGAACAUUUGGAUCAUGUUGAUCUGCCAAAGGAUACUGUUACUUUGAAUCAGCUUUAAACACUCUGAACAGGUAGUGUUGGUUCAAUCUCUAGCCUUAUUUUAAUCGCCUCUGUGGACAAAGGGAUUUUGGUAAGCUACUGUAUUGAUACUAAGUCUUUUUAAAGGAAAACAGUGUAACAUGUGCAAAGGGCGUCCUCAGCAAGUACAUCCAAUGGCCAUUCUGCAAUAGAUUGAAAUGUUUUCAUCAAAAACAACCCUCCCUCAAGCCAGAUUGAUUUAUUUAUUUUAAACUUGUUUUAUAUUGAGUGCUACAGCUUUUGUCAUUCGGAUGCAGGUAGCACAGGGUUACCUGAAACCCAGUCCUAACUUUUCCCAAGUACUGUUUAUGCAGGAAAUCCCCCAGAUUAAGGAGACUGAAACCAACAGUGCCUGGGAGGGAGGUGGUGCCUCACUCUCUGCUAACUGCUUUUUGGGCUGUGCCUGUCAGUUUUGGAGAAGGGCAAUCUGUCUCCCAGACAAAAUACUUUUCAAAGGGAAAACCAGUUUUCAGAGGAAAAAUGCACUUACACCCAAGUUUUCUCAUUUAAAAACAUCGGCAGGGCUUCCUAGAAAAAGAACAGAUGAGGUACUUGAGGCCUCAGCAGCUCUCUGGCCUGGUUACAGUUCUCUUCAGGCAUAGGAUUUCCCCAGUUGAGUCACUAUGUAUAAAAAGAUUGGGAACUCCUGGCAGAGGUACAUAAUGGAAAUGUAAAGAAAAACAGGAAUACCAGGAACCUCAAAGUGCAGGCAAAUAUAAAACAUAGCGAAGAAUGAUGGUACUGAGAGAACAAGACAGAGAGAAAAAGCUUUGGUUUAGUAGCAUAAUACAUUUCUUCUAGUAUCAAACCUUGGAUGGGUGCCUGUAACAGUUGAGCACUGCCUAGGAACUUCCUGGAAUAAGGAAGAUCUGAGGUUUUUUUCUAUGCUUAUUUUAUGUUUCAUGCAAAGCACCACCUACAUCUUUAGGAAAAGCCACUUUUAUGCCUGUGUCAUGUUAAUCCACUGGGAAGAUGCUUCUGCUUACUUGAAGUACAGAAGAGAGUUAAACUCUCAACCAGAAAUUAAGGUUUGGAAUAUAAGGGCUCUUCAUUAAUUAACAUUUCAUAAAUCAAGGUGAUAUUUGCCAAGACAAACCACUGUUUGGGACUACUGAGAUGUUUUACCUUCAUUUCAGUGGUUGCCAGAACCUCAUAACAGAACAGCUGCAGGAUAACUUCAGCUGAAGGCUCAAAAAGGUAUUAAUAAAUACACCUUCAAGGAGCUCCUAAAAACUAACACAAAAAUAAUAGGAACAUGAUUCAGAGAGCAGUAUGUUUUUGUUUUCAGUCUUAAAGCUGUUAUGAGCAACAGAUUCCAGGCAUAGUUGUCUCAGACAAUGAUCUGUACCCAGAAAGGAAGUGUCAUGAAUGAUGGAAAACUUACACUGAAUUUAGAAGACAGACAAAAGAGAAUUGCAGUCUCCUAUCAACAGGAUUUCUUGAAACUCAAAGUGAGCUAAGAUAUGAUUUAUAAAUUCCAUAAACUAAAGGGGAAAAAAUGUAAACAAGACUACACUGUGGACACAACAGGCAUGAGAAGUGCUGUUCCAAGGGGAAAUGGAGCUAACCAGACUGAGGCAGAAAGGACUCCUGCCCUAGUGCAGCUUUCUGCACCAUGCUGUAUGUUAUCCUGGUGACAGUGGAGAUCAUGGUAACAAUCCAAGUGUGGAUAAACAAGGCUAUAAAGGUUAAACUAAAUGUGCUGGGUCUAACCUCUUCUCCAUACAAUGGGGAGAGAUAGAUACACUGAAAAUUCCCAGAUUGUUUAUGAUAAAUGUGAAGCAACCAAAUGAGAGGGAAAAGUCAGCUGAUGAGGCAAAAAUCUCUAAAGCUCUUUAAGUAGUUGUUGUUCAGUGACUAUGUGAAAAUAUGAACAUGAGAACUGUAAUCUGGGGGUUUGAACUUCUGUUUAAAUUCUGAUGUUUCUAAUACAUUUUGAACUAUCAGAAGCUCUAAUGAAUAUUGCCUCAGUAAUAUUACUUAUAGAAUCAUAGAAUGCUUUGGGUUGGAAAGGACCUUAAAGCUCAUCCAGUUCCAAUCCCUGCCACAGCAGGGACACCUUCCACUAGAGCAGCUUGCUCCAGCCCUUGGACACUGCCAGGGAUGGGGCAGCCACAGCCCCUCUGGGCACCCUGUGCCAGCGCCUCAGCACCCUCACAGGGAAGAACUUCUGCCUAAUGUCUCGUCUCAGUCUCCCUUCUUCGAGCUUAAAGCCAAAUGUUGUACUUUGAACAACUUUAAUGUUAAAUACCUACUUGCAAGUACUCAAAUAGGAUGUUUUGUGAGAAAGAAAACCUGUUCAUUAUGUGUGUGUGAGAUGAAAAAGUGUCACAUGAAAAACAGUGGAAAAUUUUAGGUCCUUUUUUCCUUCAGCACCAUCCUUCACACUGGAAGGACUCGGAAUAAAGCUGUUGUAUGUUGUACCAGCUCUAGCUGAGCAUGGAAGUAUUUGACCAAGAAGUCAAUUGCUGUGCCACAGGAAGUGCAAGAUGACCCCUUCCUGCACACACUGCUGAAGGUUUUGUCGUGGCCAGGAGUACCCAUGAGCAGAACAUCCUCUAGAAGGCAACUGAUCACCUACCUUCCUGCCAUUUCUGCUGUGGGGAGGGAUGUCACGAAUCUGAGGCUGCAGAAGCAGAGCACUUGGUAUAACCAGUUUUUUAAUUACCAAACUGACCCGUGUACAAAGGAAAACAGAACUUUGAAAAUAUUUAAUUAUA